Molecule: messenger RNA, 1029 nt
Organism: Andrographis paniculata
Lineage: Eukaryota; Viridiplantae; Streptophyta; Magnoliopsida; Lamiales; Acanthaceae
Product: calmodulin-7-like
Exons: 3
Coding region: 308-772 (154 amino acids)
Molecular function (GO): enzyme regulator activity; calcium ion binding
Source: RefSeq, a predicted model, not a curated record
CAUUUUAACUUAUGAAAUCAUAAUCGUUUAUUUCACGUAAACAUUUUUGUAGUUUAUAAUACUAUAAACGGUGUGUGUAUAAAUUGGAGGAUUACUAUUUUUCUUCUUGCUCAAUGCUGAUUUGUAGGCGGCGUUAUGGUUUUUGUUUUGAGUGUCUUCGGCUUGGUUUUUACGGAUCUAGACGUUAGUUGACUGUGAAUGAAGUGUCUUUCACUGUCGAUGUGGUGUUGCGCCGGAAACUUAUCAGUAUUCGUCGAUUUUGGGGGCUUAGGUGUUCAAAUGUUACAUCACCACCAAGGAGCUUGGGAUGGUGAUGCGCUCUUUGGGCCAAAAUCCAACUGAAGUAGAACUUAAGGAUAUGAUCAACGAAAUUGAUGCUGAUAACAACGGAACAAUUGACUUCUCUGAAUUCCUCAACCUGAUGUUACGUAAAAUGAAGGAAACUGACUCAGAGGAGGAGCUCAAGGAAGCUUUCAAAGUUUUUGACAAGGACCAGAACGGAUUUAUCUCUGCAUCCGAACUUCGCCAUGUGAUGACUAAUAUUGGGGAAAAACUAACUGAUGAGGAGGUCGGUGAGAUGAUCCGUGAGGCUGAUGAGGAUGGUGACAAGCAGAUCAACUAUGAGGAGUUCGUCAAGAUCAUGAUGGACAAAAGGCGGAAAAGGAUGAGCGAAGAAAGAAGAAGAGAAGCGAAGCAAAGCAGCAGCUACAGCCAGGGUAAUGGAUCAAGAUCACGAAAAAGAGAUAUGUUCCGCAGCUGUAGAUUCCUGUAAGGUAAUGUGUGUUUUAUUGUACUAUUUUAUAAGAUUGAUUGCACAAUUAAAUAAUCAAUCGUGUCUUAUCUUAUCGAGCAUAGCAAACAUGGCUGAAAUAUUUUAUCGCUGUCCUCCGAAUUUAGUUGUCGCCGGCCUUAAGUAGCGUUUGAAGAUAUAUUCUCCCGUGAAUAUAUAUGUUGGAUAACAAUGUAUUGUUAUCAUGUUGUAACAUAUCUGCUGUUGAAAUAAAUGGAUUGUGUAUAUCAAAUUUAUCA